AUGACCGACUCUGUCAUGGAGGUAGAUAACCCUGGGGCUGCUAUUCAGCAGCUCCAGAGCGGCGAAAUUGAUGAAUCUCUCUAUAGCAGACAACUCUACGUUCUUGGUCAUGAGGCUAUGAAGCGGAUGGGUUCUUCCAACAUCCUGAUUGUCGGAUUGAAAGGCUUAGGUGUUGAGAUCGCCAAGAAUAUCGCCCUCGCUGGAGUCAAAUCUUUGACCCUAUUCGAUACACAACCUGUCGCCAUUGGUGACCUCUCCUCACAAUUCUUCUUACACCCCGAAGACGUUGGCAAACCUCGAGCAGAGGUCACUGCCCCCCGCGUUGCCGAGUUGAACUCCUACACUCCAGUCUCCGUCCAUAAAUCAUCCUCCUUGACCGAUGACCUGAGUCAACUCAAACAAUACCAAGUUGUUGUCCUCACAAACACUCCUCUAAAAGAUCAACUCACAAUUGCUGAGUAUGCACAUGCGAAUGGAAUAUACCUGGUGGUUGCCGACACCUUCGGUCUCUUUGGAUAUGUAUUCACGGACUUUGGCAAAGAUUUCACCGUUGGUGAUGUGACUGGGGAGAAUCCGAUCAGCGGAAUCGUUGCAGACAUUGAUGAGAGCGGCUUGGUAUCGGCACUUGAUGAAACCCGCCAUGGUCUGGAAGAUGGUGAUUACGUGGAAUUUGCGGAGCUCAAAGGCAUGGAUGGUUUGAAUGGCGCAGCUCCCCGGAAAAUCACAGUAAAAGGACCAUACUCUUUCUCUAUCGGAGACGUCUCUGGCCUGGGUAAAUACCAGGGUGGUGGUCUCUUCGCACAAGUCAAGAUGCCUAAAGUUCUUCAGUUCCAAUCACUAGCGGAGCAGAUCAAGAAGCCGGAAUUCUUGAUCUCAGACUACGCCAAAUUUGAUCGCCCCGCGCAGCUGCACGUUGGUGUACAGGCCCUGCAUGCUUUCGCUGAAAAGAACAAAGGCGUAUUUCCCCGACCCCACAACGAACAGGACGCAAAAGAGGUUGUCGAAAUCGCCCAGAAGUUGGCAAAGGAAAGCUCAGAAGAAGUUGAACUUGACAGCAAGUUGAUCACUGAGUUGAGCUUUCAAGCUCAAGGUGAUCUCAACUCUACAGCGGCAUUCUUCGGCGGUUUGACGGCUCAGGAGGUUUUGAAGGCGGUCUCUGGAAAGUUCACACCAAUCGUCCAGUGGCUUUACUUUGACGCCCUGGAGGCGCUGCCUACUUCCGUUGCAAGAAGCGAGGAACUCUGCAAACCCAUCGGAUCAAGGUACGAUGGCCAAAUUGCUGUUUUUGGUCAGGAAUACCAGGAAAAGAUUUCCAAUGUCAAGAACUUCCUGGUUGGAGCGGGUGCCAUUGGCUGCGAAAUGUUGAAGAACUAUGCCAUGAUUGGCCUCGGAACGGGCCCUAAGGGCCACAUCACGGUCACAGACAACGACUCCAUCGAACGAAGCAAUCUCAACCGACAAUUCUUGUUCCGAGCCAAGGAUGUUGGAAAGCAGAAGAGUGACGCCGCUGCAGCUGCGGUACAAGCAAUGAAUUCCGAACUUAAGGGCAAGAUCACCACCUUGAAUGAUCGUGUUGGCCCUGAUUCGGAAGACGUCUUUGACGAGAAAUUCUGGGCAGAGCUCGAUCUGGUUACCAACGCUUUGGACAAUGUGGAAGCUCGUACAUAUGUCGAUCGCAGAUGUGUCUUCUUCCAGAAGCCACUACUUGAAAGCGGUACUCUCGGAACAAAGGCAAAUACUCAAGUGGUUCUUCCUCGUCUUACAGAAUCUUAUUCCAGCUCCCAAGAUCCCCCCGAACAAUCAUUCCCCAUGUGUACACUACGGAGUUUCCCCAACAAGAUUGAACAUACGAUUGCAUGGGCUCGAGAUUUGUUCCAAUCUUACUUCGUGGGACCUCCAGAGACUGUCAAUCUAUACCUCUCGCAGCCCGACUACAUCAACACCACUCUGAGACAACAAGGGAAUGAGAAGCAAAUCUUGGACAGUCUCAAGGACUUCUUGGUCUCUGACAAGCCCUCCGACUUUAAUGAUUGCAUUGCCUGGGCCCGUACACAGUUUGAAAAGCAGUAUCACAACGCGAUUGCUCAGUUGUUGUACAACUUCCCCAAGGAUUCCAAGACCUCAACCGGUGCGGAAUUCUGGUCAGGACCUAAACGCGCACCUACCGCUCUCAUUUUCGACCCCAAUGAUGAAACCCACCUUGGCUUUGUGAUCGCCGGUGCACACCUGCAUGCCUACAAUUAUGAUAUCCAAGCACCCAAAUUGAGCAAAGCAGAUUAUAUCAAAGUGAUCGACAGCAUGAUCAUCCCGGAAUUCAAACCCGAUUCGAAUGUCAAAAUCCAGGCAGAUGAGAAGGAGCCUGAUCCAAAUGGUCCACCUCCAACCUUUGCAGAUGAUGAGGAUGAAUUGAACAAGAUUGUUGCUCAACUGCCAGCACCAAAGAGUUUGCCUGGUUUCCGCUUGAGUGUUGUGGAAUUCGAGAAAGAUGAUGAUACAAAUCACCACAUUGAUUUCAUCACAGCUGCAAGUAAUCUUCGUGCCUUGAACUACAGUAUUACUGUUGCCGACAGACACAAGACCAAGUUCAUCGCUGGCAAGAUCAUUCCGGCCAUUGCAACGACUACCGCAUUGGCAACUGGAUUAGUAAUUUCAGAGCUGUACAAGAUUGUCGAUGGAAAGACAGACCUGGAACAAUACAAGAAUGGUUUCGUCAACCUUGCAUUGCCAUUCUUUGGUUUCAGCGAGCCUAUUUCCAGUCCCAAGGGCACCUAUCAGGGCAAGAAUGGUGAAGUGACAAUUGACAAACUCUGGGAUCGAUUUGAGGUUGACGACAUCACUUUGACAGAAUUCAUCAAGCACUUCGAUGAUCUUGGCUUGAGCGUUACCAUGGUCAGCUCUGGAGUCAGUCUUCUCUAUGCCAGUUUCUACCCGCCGAGCAAGGUGAAGGAUCGCUUGCCUCUUCAGAUGAGCAAGCUGCUCGAAACAAUCAGUCGCAAGCCGAUCCCCGAUCAUCAGAAGAACAUCAUCUUUGAGAUCACAGCUGAAGAUACGACUGAGGAGGAUGUGGAAAUUCCAUAUGUCAUGGUGAAAUACAAGAAGUAG
This is a messenger RNA of Exophiala bonariae, 3102 nucleotides long. RefSeq lists its product as uncharacterized. Gene Ontology annotation, molecular function: ubiquitin activating enzyme activity. Gene Ontology annotation, cellular component: cytoplasm; nucleus. Gene Ontology annotation, biological process: protein ubiquitination; DNA damage response; ubiquitin-dependent protein catabolic process. The transcript has a single exon. NCBI's taxonomy places the organism in Eukaryota, Fungi, Ascomycota, Eurotiomycetes, Chaetothyriales, Herpotrichiellaceae. The record is from RefSeq and is a predicted model, not a curated record. The coding region runs from base 1 to 3102 and encodes 1033 amino acids.